CGUCAUAAGACAAUCUUCUUCUUUAGCUCCGAGAAUUGCACUUCGUCUCUUAGGCCGUAACAAUACACACACUCUUGCUCACAUCGUCACACCCACUCAAGUUCACAGUACUUUGUUUCACUUAGUUAUAUCUUUUUGUAACUCUUGGGAAUAAGUCCCUUCUAUGAUUCGAAAUUAUUCCCGAGAUAAGAAAAGCAAACGAUUAGAUCUGCAAGUUCCGUCUUUCAUAUGGCAACACGGUAGCACUUAAUAUAAGGAGAACUAUCGUCGCACAUCGAAGGUCACCUAGUAGCAGACUCAGUUAGCUCCUAUCACUAUAUGAAGUCGCGUAUCAUCCAGGUAGAUAAGUAUCACGAUGGAUGCAUCACCAAGAGCUUCAACUAGCUCCAGCCUGACGUCUGAGCGAACUCCUCUCCUACGACACGAUACAACAAGCCGUCCCAGAAGCGCGCGCAACGUAACCUUCAAUCCUAAUCCCGUAACGAGAACAAUCGAUCCCGAUCCUUCAUCUUUAAGCUCCUCGCCCAGUAAUACAGGCAACUCUGGUCAUGCACGUCUACCUAGCUCUAUGGCCUCGAGUAGCAGCGGAGCUGUUCCGCCACCGAUGCUCUCCGCGCUAAACAACCGCCUGCGCCGACGUAACAGCCACGGCGCCGUCUUCACCGCUCUCCCUCCCGCAGUUAACCCUUUAACAAAAAUUGGUCCCCAGCGAAGUUCCAAGAAUGCACAGAAGCUGAAAUUAUUACCGAAUCCCGAACUUGACGAGGAGGGUCCAGAUGAGGAGAGCGGCAGAGACGUCUACUCGCAGUAUACACGUAUUAAAGAUCCUACUGCGAGGAGAGAUGCCGCACGAUUAGGAAAAGCAGACCGCGACAAGCUGCCGCGCGUAACGGCCUACUGUACGGCUACAAAGUACAACAUGGAGGGUUUGAUGCGAUUCCUCAAGGGCAGGGGUAAAAAUAGGGGGGCGAAUCCCAAGCUGAUUGACGAAUGCAUAUACACGCCGUAUAAUUACAACCACGGGAAAUCUGUAGAGCGACCCGAGGAGGCGGAAGAAGUACGGCAAACCCCGAUCCAGACUUACGAAAGGAGACAUUCUACCGGCGAAGUGGAAGAACACUCGGACGCGUAUAAGAGAGAAAGCCUACGGAACCUGCAAUCACAAGAACAUGGCGCAUCAGAUACCGAGCAGGUAUUCAGUAACGGCCGGGAUGUACAUAACAACCUCUCCUACCCGACACAUUCUGACGAUGAGAGCGCCAUACACGAUCCCGAUUCGCAUUCCGAACAUCAACAGCACGGUGCCGACUUCGACAUCCAGGUACAUACACCGGAGGUAUUCUUAUUCGAAUACGGUGUUGUGGUAAUAUGGGGCAUGUCGCCAGCACACGAGCAACGGUUCCUAAAAGACAUCUCAAAGUUCGAACUUGAUAAACUAAAUCCGGAAGACGUGGAGACGGAGUGCUUCAACUUCUACUACACUAACGAGUACCAGCCGCGGAUAUACAACGACUUUAUCACGCUGAGGGAUAAGGGGAACUACAUGACGAAGCUAGCCAUAUCGCACGCGUUGGCGCAAAGUGUCAAGACGUCCCUCUUCGAGGAGCUUAUCGCGUCGACAGUCGACACAUGCAAGGACAUACCGACGCAGAUCGCUCUGACGGGUAAGAUCGCGCUGUCGCGGUCGCAAAUCAACAUGCAGAUCGGCGAGUUGUUCAUCCUGCGCAUCAGCAUCCACCUCAACGGCAGCGUGCUCGACACCCCCGAGCUCUUCUGGGUCGAACCCCAUCUCGAGCCCGUCUACCAGGCCGUCCGCAGUUACCUCGAGAUGGAUCAACGUGUCCGUCUGCUCACCGAGCGUCUCGACGUCAUUGCUGACUUGCUUGCCGUACUCAAGGAUCAGCUGAGCCAUGGCCAUGGCGAGAUGCUCGAGUGGAUCGGUACGUAGUGCCCUAAUAUAUCCAUUCCAUCCCCCUUAUUCCCUCCCCAAUAUGGUUUACUACCGAUCCCGAACGGGACGAAU
This is a messenger RNA of Daldinia vernicosa, 2023 nucleotides long. RefSeq names its product DUF155-domain-containing protein. Lineage: Eukaryota; Fungi; Ascomycota; Sordariomycetes; Xylariales; Hypoxylaceae. The transcript has 2 exons. The coding region runs from base 356 to 1948 and encodes 530 amino acids. The record is from RefSeq and is a predicted model, not a curated record.